UGCAGGCCUAGGUCUCGACAUUCCUCAGGCUCCUUCUCCAUCCUCAUGGCGGGCGCCCGGAGGCAGGGGCUGGAGAUGGUGGCGGUGUCUGCGCGUUCUCCGUCGCCGCCGCCGAGCUGUAGCAGUUCCACCAUGUCGCUGUUGUCUCCCCUGGGCCACCAGAGCUUCACGUUUGACAAGGAUGACAGUGACGAGAAGGAUGAGGAAGACGUGGAGGAAGCUUGUUUUGACUCCGAGGCAAAGGUGGCAAGUCUGAAAGGAAUGGAGUUACAGGGGUGCGCCAGUACUGAGUUUGAAGCAGAAGAUACCCAAGAAGAACAGAAACAGGUGCACUUACCAGAAAGCAGCUUGACACCAUGGGAAUUAUGGUUUGUUGGCAAAGAAAAAGAAGAACGUGAUCGUCUGCAACAGAAAUCUCUAGAGCAAUUAAAUCAACAACUAGAAAAAAGGAAAAAAAAGGAAGAACAUGAAAAAAGAAAAAUAAUUGCUGAAGAAAAGCACAAGGAAUGGGUUCAGAAAAAGAAUGAACAGAAAAGGAAAGAAAGAGAACAAAAAAUUAAUAAAGAAAUGGAAGAAAAGGCAGCAAAGGAACUAGAGAAAGAACAUUUGCAAGAAAAAGCAAAAGAAAAAUAUCAAGAAUGGCUAAAGAAAAAAAAUGCUGAAGAAUGUGAAAAAAAGAAGAAAGAAAAGGAAAAAGAAAAACAACGGCAAGCUGAAUUGCAAGAAAAAAAGGAAAUAGCAGAAAAGAAGUUUAAGGAAUGGUUGGAAAAUGCAAAAAACAAACCUCGUCCAACUGCAAAGACCUAUGGUUAUGCCAAUGGGAAACUUACAGGCUUUUACAGUGGAAAUUCCUAUCCAGAACCAGCCUUUUAUAAUCCAAUUCCAUGGAAGCCAAUUCAUAUGCCUCCUCCCAAAGAAGCUAAGGAUCUAUCAGAAAAGAAGAACAAAAGACCUGUGAUAAGUCAGCCACACAGGUCAUCACCUCUGGUCAUUCAUAAAGCCAGAAGCAAUCUUUGCCUUGGAACUCUGCACAGAAUACAAAGAUAA
Molecule: messenger RNA, 1047 nt
Organism: Orycteropus afer afer
Lineage: Eukaryota; Metazoa; Chordata; Mammalia; Tubulidentata; Orycteropodidae
Gene: CCDC34
Product: coiled-coil domain containing 34
Source: RefSeq, a predicted model, not a curated record